GGGGCGGGGCGGGGGUGCGGCGGGCCAGCCGGAGGGCGCCCGCCGCCGCGCAUCCCGUCCCUGGGGCUGAUCCCCGUGCAGACCCCAUUCACCCGUGUCGGCCCUCCGGCAGCCCUCUCUAGACUCACCGCUGCUGCUCGCUGUAUCUCGGGCGACAGCAGACUCCUUCCCAGAGCCUGCAAAGCCCCGCAUGAUCCUGCCGCGGUCUGCCUCUCCAACUCCAUUUCCUUCCCCUCUCGCUCGCUCUGCUCCGGCCACACUGGCUUCAUGAGUACCUCCAAAACCCCACACUCAUUGCUCUCAAGCGCCUAACCGGUCCCCUCUGUCCGUAGUGCUUUUCUCCCAGCUCUUUCCCAGCUGCUUUUCUCAUCCUUCAGGUCACAGCUCACAUGUCAUCGCCUCACGGAGGCCUUUGCUGAUCACCUUAGCUAAAAUAACUCUUCUUUUUCUGGGUUCUCUUCUAGUCGCUAUUCUAUUCGUUUCCUUCACGGCCCCUACCAUAGUUUCUAAUGAUUUUAUUAAUUUUAUUAAUUUGUUUCUUUGCUUAGUGUCCAGCUCCUCCAAUAAAACUGAAACCUCCCUGAGGGUAGGGACCAUGUCUGAUUGGUUUCCUGCAGCAUCCCUGGCACCUAAGACAGUGCCUCCCAGGAGGAGCAUUCAAUAAAUAUUUAUCCAGUGAUGGAAUCAAUGAAUUUAAUGAGUCUUUGGUCACACAGCCAACGGAACAGAUUGAACCCUGCCUCUUAUGCAGGGCUUUAGAGACUGGGCCACUGCAUGAUCCUCAGGCCAGCCAUGUGACUGCCUCCCUCCCCUGCGGGCAGCAGCAGAGCAGCUCCGACAGAAGGAUCUGAGGAUUUCCCAGCUGCAAGCCGAUCUCCGUCGCCCACCCCCUGCCCCUGCCCAGCCCCCUGAACCUGAGGCUCUGCCUACUAUCUAUGUUGUUACCCCCACCUAUGCCAGGUAUGGGCUCUGGUGCAGCCAAGAUCAGCAUGGACGGGGAGUCUGGGGUUGAUGAUGAGUUUGGUGAAGCACUGGGCCAGGGGAUAUUGUUCAAACUAGGACAUGCCAAAUUACAGGCUAAAUGAACCACAUCAUGACUCAGAGAUGUGUGGGAAAACGUUUUCCUAUUCAUACAGACAAGGGGGAGUUCCUGAAGUUGCUCCGCGACAACGAACCUGACUGGUAUCCAUGAGGACACAGGUUCAAUCCCUGGCCUCAGUGGGUUAAGGAUCUGGCGUUGCCAUGAGCUGUGGUGUGUAGGUCACAGGUGUGGCUCGGAUCCUACAUUGCUGUGACUGUGGUGUAGGCUGGCAGCUGCAGCUCCAAUUCAACCCCUAGCCUAGGAACUUCCAUAUGCCAAGGGUGCAGCCCUAGAAAGCAAAAUAAAUAAAUAAAUAUAUUCCUUUAAACAAUAAAAUAAAAUGUAGCUUUAUUGGUGAUACAAACCAACUGGGGGUGGCAGUUGGAUCUCUAGGUAAAAGAGCUUGCUAACACCUCCCUGGAAUCAGGUGGCUGACCACCUAGGCCUGGCAUCUCUAGACCAUCUCCCCCUGCCCCCGCCCACCAGCCCUGAAGGGGGCAGGCCCAUCAGAAGGGUAAAGAAGCCUGCAAGAGACUGGGCCCCACCUUCCCAGUUCCUGUCUAAACUCAGACCAGUUUUCCUCCUCUGAAGAGGAAUGAGCCGAGGGGCUACUCUAAACUCCUCACUGGAAACCCAAGAACAGGAGGCAAAGAACGCAGUCCUACUGAUAUUCUAAAUAGUCAUGAUUUUAUUUAAUCUUGUAAAACAACCUUGUUGUAAAGUACUAUUACUCCCAGAGUUCCUGUCGUGGCCAGCGGAAAUGAAUCUGACUAGUAUCCAUGAGGAUGCAGGUUCGAUCCCCAGCCUUGCUUAAUGGGUUAAGGAUCUGGUGUUGCUGUGAGCUGUGGUGUAGGUUGCAGAAACGGCUCAGAUCCUGUGGUGUAGGCUGGUAGCUACAGCUCCAAUUCGACCCCUAGCCUGGGAACCUCCGUGUGCCGCUGGUAUGGCCCCACCCCCCAAAAAAGUACUGUUACUCCCAUUUUACAGCCAAGGAAACUGAGGCUCGGGGAGAUGGAGCCAUUUCCCCGGCGUCUCACCUGACAAGGUACAAACAGAUCUGAUUUGAAAGCCUGUGCCCUUCGUUUAUAGUGUCCCACCAUCAGAGCCCCGGGGUUGAGGUGAGUGACAGGCAUGGAUUAGAAGAACAGGGGUUGGGAGUUCCCUCGUGGCCAGCGGUUAAGGAUUCAACAUUGUCACUGCCGUGUGACACGGGUUCAAUCCCUUGCCCCAGGAACUUCUGCAUUCCACAGGCAUAGCCAAAAAAGAGAGCAAGAAAGAGGGACAGGGCAGGUGAGUGUCAGCGUGAAGUUGACAGGCAAGCAGAGUUUGGGUACCGGCCAGGGAAAGGUCACGGGGGAUGCUAGGACUGGCCCAGGAGCAGCUCCGUGUACCCCCUGGAGAGGGCAGAUGGUGUCUACUCCUUUCCCUCCUGCUGCAUCUUUCCCCCUGCAGGCUGGUGCAGAAGGCAGAGCUGGUGCGGCUGUCCCAGACCCUGAGCCUGGUGCCCCGGCUGCACUGGCUGCUGGUGGAGGACGCUGAGGGCCCCACCCCAUUGGUCUCAGGGCUGCUGGCUGCCUCUGGCCUCCUCUUCACACAUCUGGCGGUCCUCACCCCCAAGGCCCAGCGGCUCCGGGAGGGCGAGCCAGGCUGGGUUCGCCCCCGAGGUGUAGAGCAACGGAACAGAGCCCUGGACUGGCUCCGCAGUGGAGGGGGCGCUGUGGGGGGAGAGAAAGACCCACCCCCACCAGGGACCCGGGGAGUCGUGUAUUUUGCUGACGAUGACAACACCUACAGCCGGGAGCUCUUUGAGGAGAUGCGCUGGACCCGUGGAGUCUCGGUGUGGCCCGUCGGGCUGGUGGGCGGCCUGCGAUUCGAGGGCCCUCGGGUGCAGGAUGGCCGGGUUGUGGGCUUCCACACGGCGUGGGAGCCCAACAGGCCCUUCCCGGUGGAUAUGGCGGGAUUUGCUGUCGCUCUGCCCUUGCUGUUGGCUAAGCCCAGUGCCCGCUUUGAUGCUGCUGCUCCUCGGGGCCACCUGGAGAGCAGCCUCCUCAGCCACCUCGUAGAUCCCAAGGACCUGGAGCCCCGCGCUGCCAACUGCACUCGGGUUCUGGUGUGGCACACAAGGACAGAGAAGCCCAAGAUGAAGCAGGAGGAGCAGCUACAGCGGCAGGGCCGAGGCUCAGACCCAGCUGUUGAGGUGUAACGGUGGUCCUGCCCUGCCCACCGCCUCAUCAGGCACAGACCCUUGGGACUGGGUCCCCAGCCUGGCUAGGAUGUGAUUUUUUCCAAGUCCUGACCCCUCAGAGCCAGGAACAGGCCCUCUGUCCCUUUAGCCCCAGGGCGGGGCCCGGCUGCUUCUCCCCUCCCCCAGCCUGCCAUGUGGCACUACCCACAGGCUAGGGACAAGCGGCCCUUGUGUUGAGCCAGACGGGCCCUCUCUGGGGCGGAGCAGAUGGACAGACAGACUCAGGAGGGAGGGCUGCUGAGUAACUGGGUAACUUAUUGGGGCUGGGCAUGCACUGGGGGGCUGGAGGAGCUGGGCUGGACCCUCCCUGCCUGAGCAUGCUGACCCCCUCCUACCUCCAGAAUAAAAACUCUCAACCUAGAGGGGUCUCUGUUUUC
Molecule: messenger RNA, 3703 nt
Organism: Sus scrofa (pig)
Lineage: Eukaryota; Metazoa; Chordata; Mammalia; Artiodactyla; Suidae
Source: RefSeq, a predicted model, not a curated record